UUGGCGGUCCGGCGCGCACAGACAGCGCGGGGUAUACGGGGGCGGUCUAUUCGCAGGGUCCGCCCCAUGAGCUGCGGCACCGCCCCCGCGGGUCCUUCCAGUCCUGGUGCAGCUGCUUCCGGGCUUCGCGGCUCCCGGCGGCUCCCCGAGGCCGCGGCCCCGACGCUGGGCCCGGGAGCGGUCCCCGCGCACAGCGCCCGGACGCGUGGGUCCCGAAGUAGGCCCGCGCUUUGCUUCGUAACUGGGGAUCUCUGAGGACAUCUUAGUUCUGACCUUGUGGAGGCCGCGUCUCUGCUGCGUGUUCGCGGGCCAGUCGGGCCACUUUGUAGAAAUCAUAGCCCUCUAAAUCAAGGGACGAACGCUGCUGGCUGGAGUUUGCUGGACACUUUCAUUCCACCUCCUAACAAAGAGAAUUCCUAUUCCUUGAGGUCCCUUGGGGCAGCAGUUAAAGACUACACGAUCCAGGAGCACCUAGGACCUGGGGCCACCUUCCUGCCCGCUUUAUUGGAUGGAGCACUGCCUCCCCAGUUUCUGGGACACCUUGGGGUGUGGCCUUGGUGAGUGAAACUUGGGGUGCUGCCUGCUGGGAAGGAAAUCCGGAAACGCAGAGAGGACUCUCUGGUGGUGACCCAGGCCUUGUCAGAUCUGAGAUUCUUGGAAUCUCAGAUUGUGGGGGUGUGGAUGGUGAAUGAAUUUGGGUAUGCCCCCCUUUACCCCAGAACUGAAGAGGAAGCAAACUACUUGCCACAGUUGAGGCUGCAUGACUAUUCAGAGAAGGGAGGAGCCACUUCUGAAUUCAGAGUAGGACUGCAUCACCAGGCAAAUACCUGUUCUGAGCCAGAAAGACUCUGGCUUCUGAGGAGAUCCUGAGAGUCUGAGUAGUGCCAGGAAGCAGCCUCAGAAUUUGGGGGCCCAUUACACACCCCAGCCAUGUUCCUGCGACGGCUUGGUGGCUGGCUACCUCGCCCUUGGGACCGCCGGAAACCAAUGAGGCCUGACCCGCCUUACCCAGAACCCAGACGGGUGGACAGCUCCUCGGAGAAUUCAGGAAGUGACUGGGAUAGUGCCCCAGAAACCAUGGAAGAUGUGGGGCAUCCCAAGACUAAGGACUCGGGGGCAUUGAGGGUUUCUAGGGCUGCUUCCGAACCAAGCAAGGAGGAGCCCCAAGUUGAGCAGCUAGGGAGCAAAAGAAUGGAUUCCCUCAAGUGGGACCAGCCUAUCUCUAGCACUCAAGAGUCUGGGAGACUGGAGGCUGGAGGGGCCAGUCCCAAACUCGGAUGGGAUCAUGUGGAUUCAGGUGGCAUCAGGAGACCAGGGGUGUCCCCUGAAGGGGGACUGAGCGUCCCUGGGCCAGGAGCCCCAUUGGAGAAACCUGGUAGGCGUGAGAAGCUGUUGGGCUGGCUGCAGGGGGAACCAGGAGCUCCCUCCCGGUACUUGGGGGGCCCAGAAGAGUGUCUGCAGAUCUCCACCAACCUGACCCUGCAUCUUCUGGAGCUGCUGGCCUCUGCCCUGCUGGCCCUGUGCUCACGACCACUGCGGGCAGCCUUGGACACACUGGGCCUGCGUGGACCGCUGGGCCUCUGGCUACAUGGCCUACUGUCCUUCCUGGCUGCCCUGCAUGGGCUCCAUGCUGUUCUGAGCCUACUUACUGCCCACCCUUUGCACUUCGCCUGCCUCUUUGGUCUCCUGCAGGCCUUGGUGCUGGCUGUCAGCCUCCGGGAGCCCAAUGGGGAUGAGGCGGCCACUGACUGGGAGAGUGAGGGGUUGGAGAGGGAAGGUGAGGAGCAGAGGGGAGACCCGGGAAAGGGGCUGUGACCGUGGGGUGGGGGCAAAGGGUGAAGAGAGUGUGGGCUUUAGGAGAAAAGUGUGAGGCAUGACCCAAAUUGUAAGCAUAGGGACCUCAGGGAUGGGGAAGAAACCCCAGAGUACGAGGGUGCAGGGCCCCCCUUCAUACACAGGAGAGAACAGAACUAUUUAGGGUGUUUGUGUUUAUGGAUAGUGAGGGCACUGCCCUUGGAUUCACCAGCUGUUAUUUUUGCUUUUACUUUUCUCCCACCUUCAGUUUUUUUUUUUUUUUCCACCUCCACUUUUUAAAAGCAAAAAAAAAAAAAGUGUGGUGGUGGAGAAUAAAGACCAAAGGGUCCUCUCUACCUUUCAAAACUCUCCUGGGGUGGAGGAGACCAGGGCAGGAUAGACAGACCUCUGCAGUAAGAGAGUGGUUGGGAAACCCAGGGUGUUCCUUGGAUCUCAGGAUCUGAGCCAUCGAGGGAAGAGUGGGGCUGCUAGGCAAGUGGAUUAGGGGGUCUGGAUAGGGCCCCACAGGUGACAGGGAGCCUGCAGGGCGGAUCUGGUGAUCAUGGGAGCCAGAGGGAGUGGGGACAGUGCAGGCAGUAUUGGCAGACGGGCCAGUGCAGAAGGGCUGGUAGUUCAGGCAGUGUGGGGGAAGCACUGAAGCCUGUAGUCCCCACUUGGGGGCUAGGGGUUUGCUCACUCAGCAAUAAAUAACUGUGUCACAUCAAAUCCUAAAUAUACCACUACAAAGUGAGA
Messenger RNA from Gorilla gorilla gorilla (western lowland gorilla), 2547 nucleotides. It is a transcript of the gene C5H6orf47, whose product is annotated as chromosome 5 C6orf47 homolog. The transcript has a single exon. Lineage: Eukaryota; Metazoa; Chordata; Mammalia; Primates; Hominidae. The record is from RefSeq and is a predicted model, not a curated record. Bases 931 to 1815 code for a protein of 294 amino acids.